Nymphalis io (European peacock) is the source of this 1146-nucleotide messenger RNA. Its product is annotated as chitin deacetylase 8-like. Gene Ontology annotation, molecular function: hydrolase activity, acting on carbon-nitrogen (but not peptide) bonds. The transcript is spliced from 6 exons. NCBI's taxonomy places the organism in Eukaryota, Metazoa, Arthropoda, Insecta, Lepidoptera, Nymphalidae. Bases 1 to 1146 code for a protein of 381 amino acids. The record is from RefSeq and is a predicted model, not a curated record. Gene Ontology annotation, biological process: carbohydrate metabolic process.
AUGAAGUUUGCUUCUGUUGCGUUCUCUUUGGCGCUAAUUUCAUUUGCAUAUGCCAGAGAGCUUCAAUUGGCUGAGCCAUGUGAUGAAGAAAACUGUAAACUGCCAAUGUGCAGAUGUUCCUCUGUAAAUAUUCCAGGAGGAAUAGCACCCAGGGACACCCCUCAGUUUGUUACCCUAACAUUUGACGAUGCAAUCACCUCCAGCAAUGUACUAACAUACCGAUCUCUUCUUUAUAAUCGAAGGAAUAUAAAUAAUUGUACCAUUGGGGCUACAUUUUUCUUAUCACAUGAAUACUCUGAUUAUACUUUAGUCAACGAACUAUACAACAGAGGUUUUGAGAUCGCUCUGCACUCAAUUUCCCAUAUAGCCGACCAAGAAUACUGGAGAGACGCUACUUAUGAACGACUUAUGAAGGAAAUCGGUGAUCAAAAACGUCAAGUCGCACAUUUCGCAAAUAUACCAAUCAAUUCUAUUCAUGGAUUACGAAGUCCAUUCCUACAAAUGUCUGGUAAUUCGACAUACCAAAUGAUGGCAAGCGCUGGUCUCACUUACGAUUUAAGUUGGCCCACUAUCAAAUAUACUAAUCCUGGGCUUUGGCCGUACACGCUCCAUUACGCAUCUAUCCAAGACUGUAUCGUACCUCCUUGCCCUACCGCGUCUCUUCCUGGUUCUUGGAUCAUUCCUAUGAUAUCAUGGUCUGACUUGGAAGGAGUGCCUUGCUCAAUGGUUGACACUUGCUACUACAAUCCAGGUCCUAUUGAUGAAGAGGGGUGGUUUAACCUUAUUCUCAAAAACUUCGAAAGGCAUUACCUUACUAAUCGAGCACCAUUUGGUUUUUAUGUCCACGAGUGGUACGUUAGGGUAAACCCUGGGCUAAGGAUAGCAUUAACUCGCUUUUUAGACAUGAUUAACAACCUAAAUGACGUUUUUAUGGUAAAUGCCAAUGAAGUCAUCAACUGGGUACAAAACCCCAUUCCUGUCGAUCAAUAUGCUAAAAGACAAUGUAGAAACUGGACCACUACUCAAUGUCGACAAACGGCUUGCAAUGCAAUUACAGGCAAUCAUACAGAGAAAAUUUACUACAUGCGCGUCUGCAGUGACUGUCCAAGAGUAUACCCGUGGGUAAAUAACCCUCUUGGAGAAUAA